This is a messenger RNA of Ziziphus jujuba (common jujube), 1082 nucleotides long. RefSeq lists its product as uncharacterized. NCBI's taxonomy places the organism in Eukaryota, Viridiplantae, Streptophyta, Magnoliopsida, Rosales, Rhamnaceae. The transcript has 4 exons. The coding region runs from base 344 to 865 and encodes 173 amino acids. The record is from RefSeq and is a predicted model, not a curated record.
GCACAUAGACAUUCUUAGUUGCUUACUUCUGAACUUGCACGAACAAGCAUUUCCAAUUUAUGUGAAACUAAAAUAACUUUGAAAUUUUCAAGCAGAAAAGUCGAAGGAAAGAAAACUUUUAGAAUUGUAUCUGACAAGUUUGUGGAUGAGUUUACGGACUGACAAUGUUGGCCAUUUUAUUUUUUAUUUUUUUCCUGGUCAUGUUGGCUUCGAAUCCGUGAUUGGUUUGAAACCAAGUUCCAGAGGACAACGGAUUGUGUCCGUUAAAACAGGUGGGGUGUCUUUUUAUCCAUACAGCCUAAAAGUAGGUCACACUUAACAGUAGAAGGAAGAUUUUGAUUGGAUGGAGGGAGGGAGGAUAUGGGCAGAGCGAUGUUUCUAUUACCACCACCACCAUCGAUUCAAUCACAUAUCAACACCAUCGGCACUCCCUUGGGUAGCUCUUCCAACCUUGAAAUCAUUAUCAGUUUCAGUGGACCAACAAAGACUGAGGAGGCUCUAUACCAGAAUCGCAGCGUUGAGAACGACGAGCCGUAGGAGACUAUCGACCAUAUCAGCAUCAGCAGCAUUUUCUUCUGGUCCAGAACCACUCGAUCUAACCGAGGACAACAUCAGGCAGGUUCUGGCCGAUGCUCGAGUGGAGCUUGGACAGCUUUUUGAUGAUUCUGUUGGCAUUACAGGACAAGUUGAACUUGCUGAAUUGGACGGACCCUUUGUGAAGAUUAGUCUCAAAGGUCGAUUUUGGCACAAGCGUAGCACGGUUGUAGCCAGGCUCGGAAAUUAUCUCAAGCAGAGGAUCCCUGAAAUCUUGGAGGUAGAUAUAGAAGAUGAGAAACAAUUGGAUGAUAGUCCGGAAAACUUCUAAGAGCACUUCAAUUCACAAGGCAGAUCAAAGGGGUGCGGCACUCUGAAAGGACCUACUUUUGAUUCUAGUGUAGGCAGCUAAUCAAUCUCACCCGCGAAAGGAUGAACUACCGAACAUAAAAUUUGGUAUCCAACUUCAUUUCCAAAUCAAAUCACUAUUGUAGAUAUUGAAUGUGGACAAGAAUCCAAGUUUUCAAUGAGAUUGAAAGUUUAAACAA